UAUAUAUAUAUAUAUAUAUAUAUAGAGAUAUAUUUAUUUAUUUGAUAUGCCAUAUCAAAUCUUACCUGCUGCUUCUACUCGUAAUACAUGUCCAUCGAAAACACGACAUCAAAAAAAUGAUGUUUCUCAGUUACUAGUUUCUCUUCAAGCCAGACUCGGGUUUGCUCAAUUCAAAAUGAAGCAAGGCUGGGAAACAUCAACUCUAUUAGACGUAGAACAACUCUGGAAACAAAAACAACAGAAACUUAUCAGUGAAUUACCUAAGCCAAGAUUCACUCAGAGAGACAUCAUUGAUAAAAAGAUCUUCAUGCCUUCUCCUGGAGCUAAACACCAAGCCAAAAAAGCAAGGCUAGUACGGACUUAUUCUUUUCCUACUGAAAAGAAGAAACCAAUACGACAACAACAGCAACCACCACCACCUCAAUCACCCGAUACAUCUUCAUUAUCUUCUUUAAUAGAAGAGGAAGAAGAAGUUUUUCAUUGUCCUUCACCUCCUUUACGUCUCCGAAAUUCAUUAGAUUAUUUAUCUUAUGCCAUUGCCAUGACUGAACAACAACAGCCCUCAUCCUCUUCUCAACCAUUACCUGAUGUCAGUGAAGUUGAGCCUCAUUUGACAGAAGAAGAAGACUAUACCAUAGUGGAACAAGCAAACAGCCCGCCAUCAUCCCCCGUCACUUCAGCUGCUAAAGCCAUCAUGAUGUUUGUAAAUAAUAAUCAACCACCACAGCACUAAAGGAUUUUCCUUUUUCUUCUUUAAUGUAAAUGUACACAAUCUCUUUAUCACUAGCAUGUCUCUCUUUUUUUCUCUCUAAAUAAACUCUUGAUAUAUAUAUAUAUAUAUAUUCUUUCUUU
This is a messenger RNA of Gilbertella persicaria, 852 nucleotides long. RefSeq lists its product as uncharacterized. NCBI's taxonomy places the organism in Eukaryota, Fungi, Mucoromycota, Mucoromycetes, Mucorales, Choanephoraceae. The transcript is spliced from 2 exons. The record is from RefSeq and is a predicted model, not a curated record. The coding region runs from base 47 to 733 and encodes 228 amino acids.